Messenger RNA from Cucurbita pepo subsp. pepo (vegetable marrow), 2149 nucleotides. NCBI's taxonomy places the organism in Eukaryota, Viridiplantae, Streptophyta, Magnoliopsida, Cucurbitales, Cucurbitaceae. The record is from RefSeq and is a predicted model, not a curated record.
ACCUUACAAAAACCGAACUCAUUACAUUUACAUUGAAACCAAAGUAAGAAAAAGGGAAAAAGUGCAUAUAAAAGGCAAGAAAACUGGAAAAAGACAAAAAACGGAGAGAGCAUCAAUGUGGACCAUACCCCACGGAAACUACCAUACACAGGAGUAGACCCGUCGGCGAUCCAACGGCAACAAUUGGCGGAUCAAGAUCCAGAGGACGCCAUUAAUGAAUAGCCGAUUCUUGAUCGAUGUUAUUUUACGUAAUCAUCGGGGUGCGGGCUUUGACUCGGCCGUGAUCGAGUGAGCGACUGGGGGGAAUUUACGGAUGGGGCAGUGUUAUGGCAAGACUAUUCCGACUACUGACAAUCACGUCGCUCCAACCACUAUUACCACCACAGCGUCUCCGACUUCUGCUACUAGGUACGGUGGUGAUCCGUCGCAUUUCACCUCCGGGAGUGCAGGUGGCAAUGGCGUAGUAAAUGUGAACACUACUACGCCGGUAACACCGGCGAGGACUUCGUAUCCCAGUCCAUGGCCGAGCCCGUAUCCUCACGGAGUUAGUGGUAGUCCUCUGCCUAUCGGUGUUUCGCCGUCGCCGGCUAGGGCUUCGACGCCGGGGAGGUUUUUCAAGAGGAAGUUUGCUCCGCCGUCGCCAGCCAAGCACAUCAAGGCCUCGUUGGCGAAGCGGUUUGGGUAUACGAAGCCCAAGGAGGGCCCAAUUUCGGAGGAGAGGGGGACGGAGCCGGAGCAUUUUCUGGAUAAAAGCUUUGGAUAUGGGAGGAAUUUUGGGGCAAAGUACGAGCUGGGGAAGGAGGUUGGGAAAGGUCAUUUUGGUCACACUUGCUCUGCUAAGGGGAAGAAAGGUGAGCUCAAAGAUAAACCAGUGGCCGUCAAGAUCAUCUCUAAAGCCAAGAUGACAACGGCAAUUUCAAUUGAAGAUGUUCGGAGAGAGGUGAAAAUUUUGAAGUCUUUAUCUGGGCAUAAUAACCUUAUAACAUUUCUUGAUGCAUGUGAGGAUGCCAAUAACGUCUACAUAGUCAUGGAGUUAUGUGAAGGUGGGGAACUUCUGGACAGAAUCUUGUCAAGAGGAGGAAGAUACACAGAAGAAGAUGCCAAAAAUAUAGUCGUUCAGAUUUUAAGUGUAGUUGCAUUUUGUCAUCUUCAAGGCGUUGUGCACCGCGACUUAAAGCCUGAGAAUUUCCUAUUUACUUCUAGACGUGAAGAUGCUGAUAUGAAGCUCAUUGACUUUGGUCUUUCGGACUUUGUUAAACCAGAUGGGAGACUCAACGAUAUUGUUGGAAGUGCUUAUUAUGUUGCUCCUGAAGUGCUUCAUAGAUCUUACUCGUUGGAAGCCGAUAUAUGGAGCAUUGGGGUCAUUACCUAUAUUUUAUUAUGUGGAAGUCGGCCAUUUUGGGCUAGAACGGAAUCAGGAAUUUUCCGUGCAGUGUUAAGAGCAGAUCCUAGUUUUGAUGAUUUACCGUGGUCUACAGUGUCUCCUGAGGCAAAAGACUUUGUUAAAAGGCUCCUCAACAAAGAUUAUAGAAAGAGAAUGACUGCAGUCCAGGCGCUCUCUCACCCAUGGUUGCGGGAUGACAGUCGUCGUUUACCUUUAGAUAUAUUGAUCUAUAAGUUGGUCAAGUUAUACCUUCAUGCUACUCCUUUCAGACGUGCCGCUAUGAAGGCUCUCUCGAAAGCUUUGACAGAAAACGAACUCUUUUAUCUUAGAGCUCAGUUUGCGUUGUUGGAACCGAAUCAAGAUGGGCGAGUUGGGCUUGAUAACUUCAAAGUGGCUCUAAUGCGGAAUGCAACGGAUGCUAUGAGAGAGUCGAGGGUUCAGGAAAUCGUAAAUUUGCUGGAGCCCCUUGCCCUCAGAAGAAUAGACUUUGAGGAGUUCUGUGCUGCUGCUAUCAGUACGCAUCAAUUGGAAGCUCUUGACCGGUGGGAGCAGAUAGCCUGUGUGGCCUUUGAGCAUUUCGAGCGCGAGGGCAACCGGGUGAUAUCGGUUGAAGAAUUAGCAAGGGAAUUAAACCUUGGUUCUUCAGCAUACUCCAUUCUUAAAGAGUGGAUUCGCGGAGAUGGAAAGCUUAGUUUUCUUGGGUAUACAAAGUUUUUACAUGGUGUCACCCUACGUAGCUCAAAUACAAGACACAAUUAGUCUUCU